Molecule: messenger RNA, 912 nt
Organism: Desarmillaria tabescens
Lineage: Eukaryota; Fungi; Basidiomycota; Agaricomycetes; Agaricales; Physalacriaceae
Exons: 2
Coding region: 38-508 (156 amino acids)
Source: RefSeq, a predicted model, not a curated record
GCAUGGUGUGGAAACUGUGUACGACAUUUUUAUCGAUAUGCGAUGUCUGGAAGUUUUCGGAAACCAUUCCCUUCGUCCAUCGCUGGUCACUGUUAUUAACGGAUACGUUGCUGGACUUGCGGCAUUGGAUACACCGAUCGAUCUCCAGCGACAUUCGGACUACCUUCAUGAGCCCGAGAAUUUCUUCUUGGCGUGUUGCAUUCUAAUCACCAACGGGUGGAACGCGUGCGGUGAAUCACCCGACAUAUUUUCACCACCCCGACUAUCAGAAGAUAUCUGUACGGACAUAAGGGCACUAGCAAGUCUUCGACCGUCAGAUCCUUCUUGGGAUCAAUGCCUCCGGAAAUUGCGCGAUUUACUGCAUGAUGACGGAGGCGAGUUUUUCGUCAAGCAGCAGAAAUGGACGAUGCAUGGGUUCGAACCUCUCAAUCCCGAGGCAAUCGACGAAGCGAAGAAUAUAUUCGUUUGGUCCUGGGCGAGCUUGAUAAAAUAUUUUCUGGUUCAGUGAAUACGUCCUCGACGCACCCACACGAAUCGAUGGUGUCGCCCGUCUUGAGCCGCAUAUAUCGAUAUCUGCGGUAUCCUCGACGUUGGGAAAAGGACGAAGUGCAAGUGUAAGUAUGAAUCCUUCAUAUGACAAGAGACUAUCCAUGCCACCGCGCUAAGGAGCUAGAUCGACCGUGACCUUGAAGCUCUCUCGACCUUAUAUAAUUAGGAGUGCACCACAAUAGUUUGGUUCCUAGGAGAGCCGUUUUGAAUAGCUUCUACAGAUCAAUUGAGUAGAAUCAGCGCAAUUGUUUGUUUGAGAUAAAAGAUAGCAUAUGCAUAGUUCUUCGAUGUUAAUUGGGUCUGGAAUAGUUUCCUCGCCUGAAUAGAAUUCAGCAAAACAGACAGCUGUUUUCUUAACCGGCC